Closterium sp. NIES-65 is the source of this 3837-nucleotide messenger RNA. The record is from the annotation of a GenBank genome assembly. Lineage: Eukaryota; Viridiplantae; Streptophyta; Zygnematophyceae; Desmidiales; Closteriaceae.
AUGGCGGUGGUGGGCGGCGCGAUGGUGCGCGCGGGGCGCGUGGUGUUCGAGGGGUCCGUCAUGCUCGGCUCGCUCGCCGCGCUCUUCGCCACCGGCUGGUGGUUCCUCGUCGCGCGCCUCUACAAGGACUACGACGAGCAGUAUUUGGCAUUGGAGGACUACGAGGAGCAGUACCUGCCGGUGGAGGACUACGAGGAGCAGUACCUGCCGGUGGAGGACUACGAGGAGCAGUACCUGGCGGUGGAGGUGCUCUUCGCGGCUGUCUUCGCGCUCUCCUGCAAUCUGCUGCAGCUCGUGCUCUUUGAGAUCCUGCCCGUGCUCGGCACCAGUGCGCGGCUGUGGAACUGGCGCUUUGACCUCUCGCUGCUGCUCGCGCUGCUGCUCAUCGUGCUGCCCUGCUACCACUCCUUCCUCGUCCUCGCCAACACCGGUACGAGGCGGCAAAUGCUGCUACACGCCCACCACACUUAUACGCGCCAUGCACCCCUGCGCACAGCACACCCAUACAUGCUGCCCAUCGUGCUGCCCUUCUAUGCUACCACUCCUUCCUCGUCCUCGCUAACACCGGGGCGUGGUGCGCUUGCCCACCUCCCAUCUGCCCUACAUUGCCGCUCUGCGCUCUCAUCUCUCCCAUGCGCACUGCUCAACCCAUCACUCGCCUCCUGCUCGCCCCAUACCACGCAUGAGGAGGUGCCUCGGAGCAUGAGGAGGGAGCGUGCAGCAGCGGGGGCGGUGGUGUUUCUGGGAGGCUUUCUCUACCUCUUCUGGCGCAUGGGCAUCUCCUUCCCCAUGCCCACGCCCGAUAAAGGUGCAAGCCUCUCCGUGCUCAUACCCACUCUCAAUAAAGGCAGGCGUGCGAACCUCACUCCAUGUCCCCAUGCUGAAUUCCACUGUGCAGAUGCUGACCUGCGUGUUGGGGGUGGUAGGAACCACGGCCAUAGCCGUACAUUGUUCCCCUCCUCUGCGCUCCACUACCUUUCCUUCCUCUAUGUCUUUCUCCUCCGCCACCCCUUCCCCCCCCUGCGUCUCCUCCUCUCACUCCCCCACGUGGCCCUGCGCGCAGGUCUCGUCACAGUGGCGCAGAUGGUGAGCCGCGUGGGGGUGAUAGGAGUCACGCUCAUGGCUGUGCUCUCAGGCUACGGGGCGGUCAACCUGCCCUUCACCUACCUCUCACUCUUCAUCAGGCUACGGGGCGGUCAACCUGCCCUUCACCUACCUCUCACUCUUCAUCAGGUGAGACAGCUGUUAUUCUUCUUGAACUACAAGCACGUGGCAGUGCUGUGCUCUCAGGCUACGGGGCGGUCAACCUGCCCUUCACCUACCUCUCACUCUUCAUCAGGUGAGACAGCUGUUAUUCUUCUUGAACUACAAGCACGUGGCAGUGCUGUGCUGUCAGGCUACGGGGCGGUCAACCUGCCCUUCACCUACCUCUCACUCUUCAUCAGUGCUGUGCUGUCAGGCUACGGGGCGGUCAACCUGCCCUUCACCUACCUCUCACUCUUCAUCAGGCUACGGGGCGGUCAACCUGCCCUUCACCUACCUCUCACUCUUCAUCAGGUGAGACAGCUGUUAUUCUUCUUGAACUACAAGCACGUGGCAGUGCUGUGCUGUCAGGCUACGGGGCGGUCAACCUGCCCUAAAUCAGGUAACACCUACCCCUCGCUGUUCAGCAUAGAUAUGCUGGUGGGGAAGAAGAGAAGAGGCGUGCUGCUCAUGUUACACACGAGUGCAAGCAACCCCUUCCAGUGGGAGAUAGGAGAGGCGCAGAUGUGGUUGUUGGAGCAGCAAAUGCACGGAGAUAGACGAGGCGGAGAUAGGGGCGUUGGAGCGGCGGCUGAGGCACGGAAUGGAGAUGCUGGUGGGGAAGAAGGAGAGAGGCGUGCUGCUCUGCUCAUGUUCCACAUGCGUGCUGCCCCUUGCGCUUGUGUGCUGCCCCCUCCACAUGCGUGCUGCCCUCCACAUGCGUGCUGCCCUCCACAUGCAUGCUGCCCCUUGCGCUUGUGUGCUGCCCCCUCCACAUGCGUGCUGCCCUCCACAUGCGUGCUGCCCCUUGCGCUUGUGUGCUGCCCCCUCCACAUGCGUGCUGCCCUCCACAUGCGUGCUGCCCUCCACAUGCAUGCUGCCCUCCACAUGCAUGCUGCCCACGGCAGGGAGAUAGACGAGGCGGAGAUAGGCACGUUGGAGCGGCGGUUGAGGCACGGCAUGGAGAUGCUGGUGGGGAAGAAGAAGCGAUCCCUUCUCAUGCGCAUGCACCUCGACCGCACCCACCCGCACCUCAUGCAAAAGAGCUCCAGCUUCACAAGCUCUCGGGACUGUACGAGGGUCCAUAAGGGCGUCAGGCUUCCCAUGGCUCUCACCCCCCUCCCCCUCCCCCCCCCCUCUCUGCUUCCUUCCUUCCUUCCUUCCUUCCCCCUCAUCUCCCGUUUUCCCGUGGACCCCUUUUCCUCCCUCAUGCCCACAUCUCCCCUCCCACCUUCCCCUGUCCGUCCCCCCUGCAUGCGUGCUCGCCGAACCUGUGUUGUGCCGACCAUCUGGAUUGCAUGGGCCCCAGGCGGGCCGACUGAAUUGCAUGGGCUCCAGGCGGGCCGACUGCCUCUCCUGUCAUCCCCCUUCCAUGCCGCGUCUCGAACGGUCCUUCCAUGCCUCUUCUCUCUCUCCACUGCGCCGACCACUGGAAGGGAAGCUGCAUGCCCUCACAGGAGCUCUCUGCAUGCCCUCACAGGAGCUCUCUGCAUGCCCUCACAGGAGCUCUCUGCAUGCCCUCACAGGAGCUCUCUGCAUGCCCUCACAGGAGCUCUCUGCAUGCCCUCACAGGAGCUCUCUGCAUGCCCUCACAGGAGCUCUCUGCAUGCCCUCACAGGAGCUCUCUGCAUGCCCUCACAGGAGCUCUCUGCAUGCCCUCACAGGAGCUCUCUGCAUGCCCUCACAGGAGCUCUCUGCAUGCCCUCACAGGAGCUGUCUGCAUGCCCUCACAGGAUCUCUCUGCAUGCCCUCACAGGAGCUCUCUGCAUGCCCUCACAGGAGCUCUCUGCAUGCCCUCACAGGAUCUCUCUGCUUUUCAGCAGAGCUGCAUGGGAAUGCACGGGGUGCGUCUGUGCUGCGUCGAUUCGUGGGGCUGCUGAUGCGCGCCCCAGGGAGGAGGAGAGGGACGAAGGUGGGGCAGGAAAGAAGGUGGGGAGGAAUGGAAGGUGGGGAGGAAUGGAAGGUGGGGGAGGAAUGGAAGGUGGGGAGGAAUGGAAGGUGGGGAGGAAUGGAAGGUGGGGAGGAAUGGAAGGUGGGGAGGAAUGGAAGGGUGGGGAGGAAUGGAAGGUGGGGAGGAAUGGAAGGUGGGGAGGAAUGGAAGGUGGGGAGGAAUGGAAGGUGGGGAGGAAAGGAAGGUGGGGAGGAAUGGAAGGUGGGAGGAAGGAAGGUGGGGAGGAAUGGAAGGUGGGGAGGAAUGGAAGGUGGGGAGGAAUGGAAGGGUGGGAGGAAUGGAAGGUGGGGAGGAAUGGAAGGGUGGGGAGGAAAGGAAGGUGGGGAGGAAUGGAAGGUGGGGAGGAAAGGAAGGUGGGGAGGAAUGGAAGGUGGGGAGGAAAGGAAGGUGGGGAGGAAAGGAAGGUGGGGAGGAAAGGAAGGUGGGGAGGAAAGGAAGGUGGGGAGGAAAGGAAGGUGGGGGGGAGGGAAGGAGGUGUUGAGGUGCGGGAGUGCAUGCCGCUGAAGGGCUACCCCCCGCUGCUGCUGGAGCUGCACGCCACAGAGGCGGAGAUGAAGAAGCUGUGGGACUAUCCAUUCCCCCCAUCUCCCGCUACCCCCCCCGUCUUCACUCACCCACCAGAGAGCAUGCGGCUGAAGGGGUAA